Penicillium chermesinum is the source of this 1416-nucleotide messenger RNA. RefSeq names its product hydrogen/calcium exchanger domain-containing protein. Gene Ontology annotation, cellular component: fungal-type vacuole membrane. The transcript is spliced from 2 exons. Bases 1 to 1416 code for a protein of 471 amino acids. The record is from RefSeq and is a predicted model, not a curated record. Gene Ontology annotation, biological process: calcium ion transmembrane transport; intracellular calcium ion homeostasis. Gene Ontology annotation, molecular function: calcium:proton antiporter activity. NCBI's taxonomy places the organism in Eukaryota, Fungi, Ascomycota, Eurotiomycetes, Eurotiales, Aspergillaceae.
AUGACCUCCCUUAGCGCAGACCGUUCACGGCAGUCGUGGGCGGAUGUGCCGCAAGAGAGCCUCGAGAUGGAAGAACAGGGCGAGAGAAACCAUUCGGGUUUACCAAUGCUGGACGACGAACAUCCAAAUCGCUAUGUGCUUGGUAUAUUGCGGGUGAACUCUGCGGGAGAGAGUGGCCGGACCGGGUUCCAUCCGCUUCAUUUUUUCCGCGUGACAUUCAAGAGUGUCUGUACUUCCUCUAUGAUCGUCAACAUUCUAUGGCCUGUCGUCCUUCCGGCUAUUGUUAUGCAUUUCGCCCGCCCCGACCUCCAUGUGGUGGUUUUCAUUCUCAACUACAUCGCUAUGGUACCCGCCGCAAAUGUGCUCGGCUUUUCUGGAUCAGAGCUGGCGAAAAAGCUGCCGAAGACCUUUGGUGUCUUACUAGAAACCACGAUAAGUUGCGGAGUCGAACUCGUCUUGUUCAUGGUACUGCUUCACAACAAUAAGAAUAAUCCGAAUCUGGAUUUAAUUCCGGUCAUUCAAGCCGCCAUUCUCGGAUCCAUUCUGGCGAAUUUGCUUCUUUGUCUUGGGAUGUGCUUCUUUGUGGGUGGUCUGAAACGAACAGAGCAAGCCUUCCAUGAAGCGAUCGGCGAAGUUGGGUCUGGUCUGCUGCUGGUGGCUGGGUUCGGUCUUUUAAUUCCAACAGCCUUCUUCACGGCGCUCAAGGGGUCGACGACAGCCAGGUUCACAAUUGCAGAGCUGAAGGAUGCGACAACCAAAAUUAGCCAAGCAACUUCCGUUAUUCUUCUGGUUGCUUUCUUAGCCUUCAUCACCUUCAACUUACUCAGCCACAACUCUAUAUUCGACGACAUUCUGGAGAUAGACGAGCAUAACAGCAAAGAUCACAAGAAAGAAGCCUCCAGAACGAAGUUGACCUUUUUGGAAGCGGUGAUCGCUCUUGCGAUUUCACUGACGUUCGUCUGUAUGUGUGCGGUCUUCUUGGUGCAGGAGAUUGAAUAUAUCGUCGAACUGGGGGUUUCAGAUAACUUUAUGGGUCUCAUCUUGGUCCCGCUUGUUGAAAAGGCCGCCGAGCAUCUGACAGCCGUGGACGAAGCCUGGGAUAACCAGAUCAACUUUGCACUGUUUCACUGCCUGGCCCCCUCCAUCCAAACGGCUCUUUUGAACGCACCUCUGGCUGUCAUUGUUGGCUGGGGCCAGGGUCAGGGUACGGGUGGAGAGGGCUCGCCCAUGACUCUGAACUUCGAGAUCUUCAUGGUUGUUCUCCUAGUCCUGUCUAUCCUGGUGGUUGGAAACUUCCUGAGAGAUGGAAAAUCCAACUGGCUCGAAGGGUUCCUUUGUGUGCUCGUCUAUAUCAUCAUCGCUGUGACUACCUGGUAUUACCCAUCUGUCAAGCUUGCCUCAACCAAUUCCGCUUGA